Molecule: messenger RNA, 606 nt
Organism: Colletotrichum chrysophilum
Lineage: Eukaryota; Fungi; Ascomycota; Sordariomycetes; Glomerellales; Glomerellaceae
Exons: 1
Coding region: 1-606 (201 amino acids)
Source: RefSeq, a predicted model, not a curated record
AUGCAGCUUAUUAUCUCCAACAUCAUCCUCGGCUUCUUCCCAGCCCUGGCUCUCCUCACCGGCGUCGACGCCCAAGCUGUCCGCUCAAUGGGCUUCAUCGGCUGCUCCAUGGCCGAAAAUGUUGCCCAGGGCUACAUGGCCGUCGGCGGCACCCGGAUGUGGGGACCCUACGGCACCGGUGGCGCCGUCGUCCAGUCCUGGACCGACACCAACUCGGCCUCCUGGCAAUCCUUCGACCGACAGGCCGCGCAGAACGGCAAGCCCUCCGCUGUCUGGGUGCAGAUUUGCAUCUUCUCGCAGAACGGCGCCACCUACGACGAGGUCAAGAAGCUCAUCGCCAACGCGCGCCAGCACGCCGCUCCCGGGGCGGAGAUCUUCAUCACGGGCCAGCCACUGUACGACGCUGGGCAGACGUGCUUCCUCGCGGGGCAGGGAGGCCCGGAGUUGACUGAUAGUCUGGCCAAGAGGGCUAGUGAGGAUGCGUCGCUGAAUGCCACGUACGGAGGGACGUUCCGCCUGCACAAUGGGGAAGUUGCGGACGGUUGUCAUGCAAAUACCGCGGGGCAGCAGUCUUUGGGAGGCCAGGCUAUUGGGUUCUGGGGUUGA